Prunus persica (peach) is the source of this 7759-nucleotide messenger RNA. RefSeq lists its product as uncharacterized. NCBI's taxonomy places the organism in Eukaryota, Viridiplantae, Streptophyta, Magnoliopsida, Rosales, Rosaceae. The transcript is spliced from 10 exons. Bases 650 to 7288 code for a protein of 2212 amino acids. The record is from RefSeq and is a predicted model, not a curated record. Gene Ontology annotation, molecular function: ATP hydrolysis activity; ADP binding. Gene Ontology annotation, biological process: signal transduction; defense response.
AGCACUCUUUGUUUGUUACCAAAAAAAAUAAUUAUAAGCCCUCUUUUUUCAAUAUAUUUUCUUCAUCAUAUUUAAAUUUUUUUUAAAAAAAAUUAUUAUACCGACAUUUGAAACAGACCAAGAUCUUGGAACUAUUGAUAAUAUUGUUGAAAUAUUUAGAAGGGCACAAGAGAAAAAAAGAAAAAAAAAACAGAGGAGAGCUACACACGUACUAAGAAAUAUUUAGAAGGAAUUAAAGUAAAUUUAAAAUAAAAACACAUAUCUUAUCCCAACACACAUAUCCAUUUCUUUAUUCUAUUUACUCUUCUCUCCCCUUUUUUAUUCUAUUUCUUCUUCUCUCUUUCUUCCCGAUUGUUUAUCGUCUCCUCCUCUAUUUUUUAAUUUUUUUUCCUCCUUCCUCUCUUCCUUUUUGUUUCUUUCUUCUUGUCAGCCGGCUGAUUGCCUAGGCUAGAGUAUUAAUUUAGUCCAAUAAAAAAAAAAAAAAAAAGAAGAAGUUCCUUGGACUAUAGCCCAGGUUAAAUAUGUUCACGGCACCGUCUAUGUUUUCAAGUCCUUACCUCUAAUAUAAACAUAUACAUAUAUUCCAUUACCAUUAGCUUUAUUGUACCAAGCUUUGAAGCUUAUUUGAGGCUUUGAGGUGUAUUUAGAUAUGGCUUGGAUGAGCAACCAAAGAGCCUCUUGCUCUUCCUCAUCCUCUUCUUUUUCCCCAACUCGGUGGAGUUACGAUGUGUUCUUGAGUUUUAGAGGUGAAGAUACACGUAACAACUUCACUGGCCAUUUGUACACUGCUUUGUGCCAAAGGGGUCUUAACACCUUCAUAGAUGAUGAGCUCAGAAGAGGAGAAGAAAUUGCGCCGACACUCAUCAAAGCAAUCCAAGAGUCGAUGGCUUCCGUCGUUGUGUUCUCUGAAAACUAUGCAUCCUCCAAGUGGUGCUUAGAUGAGCUCGCAUGCAUCCUGGAUUGUAAAGAAUCGAAACGGCAAAUUGUUUUGCCUAUUUUUUACAAAGUGGAUCCUUCGGACGUACGGAAUCAGAGAGGCAGCUUUGGUGUGGCAUUGAGUCGACAUGAAGCCAACUUCAAAAACAACAACAGCAGCAGCAGCACGGAUCGUGUGCAGAGGUGGAGGACAGCUCUUACUCUGGCAGCCAAUUUCUCUGGAUGGCAUUUCCCGGAUGGGCAUGAAUCUAAGUUUAUCCACAAUAUUGUGGAAGAGAUCUCCCUUCAAACAUCAAAUCGUACAUACUUGAAAGUUGCUAAGUAUCCAGUAGGGUUAGAAUCUCGCGUACGAGAUAUGGAUGAGCUUCUAAGUCUUGGGGAGGAUGAUGUUCGAAUGAUUGGGAUAUGGGGACUUGGUGGGAUAGGCAAGACAACAAUUGCCAAAGCUGUUUACGGCUCUAUUGCCCAUAAAUUCGAAGGAAAUUGUUUUUUGGCAAAUGUUAGAGAAAUGUCGUCAAUGCCACAUGGCUUGGUCCAAUUGCAAAAAAUUCUUCUUUCUGAUAUUUUGGGGGGCAACAGAAAAUUCAAGGUGACUAGUGUUGAUCAAGGAGCUAAUACGAUCGAGACGAGACUUCGGAAUAGAAGGGUUCUUUUAGUUCUUGAUGAUGUGGAUCAUCGACACCAGUUAGAUAACUUAGCAGGAGGAUCUAAUUGGUUUGGUCGAGGUAGCAGAAUUAUCGUAACAACAAGAGACAAACACUUGUUAACUGCUCAUGGAGUUAAUUUAACGUACAAGGUCAAGGAACUAGAUUUCUAUGAGUCUUCUGAGCUCUUCAGUUGGAACUCCUUUAAGAGAGACAAGCCUCCAAAUGAUUUCCUGAAGCUUGUUUGGCGUGCUGUGUGCUACACAAAAGGCCUUCCGUUAGCUUUGACGGUGUUAGGUUCUCAUCUUUGUGGCAGAAGCAUAGAAGAGUGGAAAGAUGCAUUAGACAGUUACGAAAUAAUUCCCAACAAAGAAAUCCAAGAAAUACUCAAGAUUAGUUUUAAUGGAUUAGAGCAUUUUCAGAAGGAGGUUUUCCUUGACAUUGCAUGUUUUUUCAAAGGAGAAGAUAAAGAUCAAAUCGUGGAUAUACUGAGAAGUUGUGACUUAUUCCCCAUAAUUAGCAUUAAAGUACUCAUAGAUAAGUCUCUCUUAGUUAUUAAUGAGCACAAUAUGUUAACCAUGCAUGACUUACUUGAAGAUAUGGGCAAGGAAAUUGUUCGUCAAGAAUCGCCUACAGAACCAGGUGAACGUAGUAGGUUGUGGUUUCACGAGGAUGUCUACCAUGUUCUAACAGAACAAACAGGUUCAACUAAAGUUAGAGGCAUACUGAUAAAUAUGCCUAAAAAGAAUGACAUCUCCAUGAGUGCUGAAGCCUUCUCAAGGAUGAAAAAUCUCAGAUAUUUAAUAAAUCUUAAUGCAAGCCUCACUGGAAAUAUUGAUCUGCCCAACGAGUUAAGGCUGCUAAAUUGGUACAGAUAUCCUUUACAGUCCCUACCAUCCAAUUUUCAUCCAAAGAAACUUGUUGCCCUAAAGAUGCCUUCAAGUAACAUAUCGCGGCUCGAGUCAGGUUCUAUGAAACUGGGAACAUUGACAUCUAUGGACUUCUUUGGGUGCGACAAGCUAGAAGAAAUACCCGACUUCACAGGAUUCCCGAACUUGGAGAAAUUGUUUCUUAGAGGAUGUACCAGUUUAGUUGGGAUUCAUGAGUCUGUUGGGUUCCUUGAAAAGCUUGUGACUCUGAAUCUGCAAGACUGCUCAAGCCUUACAAGGUUUCCAACAAGAAUUGGCUUGAAAUCACUGAAAAUUCUUAACAUGAAAGGUUGUAGAAUGCUGGCGAGUUUUCCAGAAAUUGAAGCUGGGACGAUGGUCUUAGAGAACAUUACUUUAGAGUGUUGUGAAAACCUUAGAAAUCUUCCGAGCAGCAUUUAUAAGUUGAAAAAUCUUCGAGAACUUGAGGUUAGAGGCUGCCCCAAACUUUUAGCAUUUCCCAUGAAGGUGAACCCUGAAAAUCCGUCAAGCGUUUCUCAUGAUUACCAAAACUCAUUGGUGUUUCCAAGGCUAAGGUUUCUACGAGUCGGAGAUUGCAACUUAUCAGAAUGUGAAUUCCUUAUGCCAUUCAAUUGUGGGUCCACAUUGACUUUUCUAGAUUUAUCUGGAAGCAGUUUUGUUAGCCUUCCUGAAUGGACCAGCACAUUUGGUAGCUUGGAAUGGCUUAUAUUGCGUGAUUGCAAGAAGCUUCAAGAAAUUCCUCAGCUUUCUCCAUGCAUAAAAGGAAUAAACACAGGUGGCUGCAAAUCUUUGGAAAGAUUUUCAAAACUUUCGAACAUUUUGGAACACAACUCACAGGGUUCUCUUCAGUAUAGCGACUUGUCUAACUGCCACAAACUACUCAAGAGUCUUGACUUUGAUGUGGAAAAGAUGGCAUCCAUGUUACUUAGCCAUUCUCAAACUCCCCAGCAGCACGUACCUUCGGAUGGCGAGUACUAUGAGUUUAGCAUUAUACUUCCUGGAAACGACAUUCCAAAGUGGUUCGGCCACCGGAAACAGCCAGCUGAUCCUAAUUACUGUGACUUCAACAUUAAAUUUCCCCCAAAUUUCACCGGGAAGAACACAAGAUUGGCUUUUUCCGCUGCAUUCGGAAUCAUAGAUUACACACUCCCUUACGAUUAUGAUGAUUAUGAGAGAUACGGAUUUCAUGUCAGAGUCUUCAUCAAUGGUGAUGAAAUAUUUUCAUUUCAUGAACACAUUAUAUCGCCAGGGUCAGAUCAUGUGUGGCUGCAAUAUAUUUCAUUAUCUAAUAUGAGGCACUGGAAGCGUUACUGGAAUGAAGAGGAGAUCAUGUACAAGUGUGAAGUUAGAUUUCUUCCCUCCGAACCAAUAUUAUUGAAAGCCUGCGGUGUGCAACUAGUAUACCUCGACCCUGGCGGUGGUGAGAACUUUGGCAUCACAACUGAGGAGAUUAUUGAUGAGAAUAAUUCUAUCUAUAUGGCUUGGCUGAGCAACCAAAGAGACUCUUCCUCUUCCUCUUCCUCUUCCUCUUCCUCUUCCUUGUCCUCUUCUUUUACCCCGAACCGGUGGAGUUACGAUGUGUUCUUGAGUUUUAGAGGCGAAGAUACACGUAACAACUUCACCGGCCAUUUGUACACUGCUUUGUGCCGAAGGGGUCUUAACACCUUCAUAGAUGAUGAGCUUAGAAGAGGAGAAGAAGUUGCACCAACACUUUUCAAAACAAUCCAAGAGUCGAUGACUUCCAUCGUUGUGUUCUCUGAAAACUAUGCAUCGUCCAAGUGGUGCUUGGACGAGCUGGUGUGCAUCCUUGAUUGUAAAGAAUCUAAAAACCAAAUUGUUUGGCCUAUUUUUCACAAAGUGGCUCCUUCGGACGUACGAAAUCAGAGAGGCAGCUUUGGUGAGGCGUUGAGAGGACAUGAAGCAAACUUCAGAAUGGAUCGUGUCGAAAGGUGGAAGGCAGCUCUUACUCAAGCAGCAAAUCUCUCUGGAUGGCAUUUCACGGAAGGGCAUGAAUCUAAUUUUAUCCACAACAUCGUUGAAGAGAUCUCACUUCGAACAUCAAACCGUACAUACUUGAAAGUUGCAAAGUAUCCAGUAGGUUUAGAAUCUCGCAUACGGGACAUGGAUGAGCUUCUGUGCGUUGGGAAAACUGAUGUUCGAAUGGUUGGGAUAUGGGGAAUUGGUGGAAUAGGCAAGACAACGAUCGCAAAAGCCGUUUAUGGAUCUAUUGCCCAUAAAUUCGAAGGCCAAUGUUUUUUGGCAAAUGUGAGAGAAAUGUCAUCGAUGCCAAAUGGCUUGGUCCAAUUGCAAAACAAUCUUCUUUCUGAGAUUUUGGGGGGUAGUACAAAAUUCAUGGUGACUAGUUGUCAUCAAGGAGCUAAUGUGAUAGAGAAGAGACUUCACAACAAGAGGGUUCUUUUGGUUCUUGAUGACGUGGAUCAUCGAGACCAAUUGGAUAACUUAGCAGGAGGACCUGAUUGGUUUGGUCCAGGUAGCAGAAUUAUCGUAACAACUAGAGACAAACACUUGUUAACUGCUCAUGGAGUUGCUUCAACAUACAAGGCCAAGGAACUAGAUUUUCAUGAGUCUUCUGAGCUUUUCAGUUGGAAUUCCUUUAAGAGAGACAAGCCUCCAAAUGAUUACGUGAAUCUUGUUGGGCGUGCUGUAUGCUACACAAAAGGCCUUCCGUUAGCUUUGACGGUGUUAGGUUCUCAUCUUUGUGGCAGAAGCAUAGAAGAGUGGAAAGAUGCAUUAGACAGUUACGAAAUAAUUCCUAACAAAGAAAUCCAAGAAAUACUCAAGAUUAGUUUUAAUGGAUUAGAGCAUUUUCAGAAGGAGGUUUUCCUUGACAUUGCAUGUUUUUUCAAAGGAGAAAAUAAAGAUGAUAUCGUGGAUAUACUGAGAAGUUGUGACUUGUUCCCAGUAAUUAGCAUUCGAGUACUCAUAGAUAAGUCUCUCUUAGCUAUUAAUGAGCACAAUAUGUUAACCAUGCAUGACUUACUUGAAGAUAUGGGCAAGGAAAUUGUGCGUGAAGAAUCGCCUAACGAACCAGGUGAACGCAGUCGGUUGUGGUUUCACAAGGACGUUUGUGAAGUUUUAACAAAACAAACAGGAACGAGUAGAGUUCGAGGCAUAAUGAUAAACAUGCCUGAGAAGAAUGAGAUAUGCUUAAGUGCUGAAGCCUUUUCAAGGAUGAAAAAUCUCAGAUAUUUAAUAAAUCUGAAUGCAAGACUUAUUGGAAACAUUGAUCUGCCAAACGAGUUAAGAUUGCUAAAUUGGUACAAAUAUCCUUUACAAUCCCUACCGUCCAAUUUUCAACCAGAGAAACUCGUUGCCUUAAAGAUGCCUUCAAGCAACAUAUCGCGGUUCGGGAAGGGCUCCACGAAACUGGGAACAUUGAAAUCUAUGGACUUCUCUGGGUGUGAAAUGCUAGAAGAAAUACCCGACUUCACAGGAUUCCCAAACUUGGAGAAAUUGUUUCUUAGAGAAUGUAGCGGUUUAGUUGGGAUUCAUGAGUCUGUUGGAUAUCUUGAAAAGCUUGUGACUCUGACUCUGCAAAACUGCUCAAACCUUACAAGGUUUCCAACAAAACUUCGCUUGAAAUCACUCAAACUGCUUAACAUGAAAGGUUGCAGAAUGCUGGAGAGUUUCCCAGAAAUUGAAGCCGGGACAAUGGUCUUAGAGAACAUUAAUUUAGAGUGUUGUGAAAACCUCAGAAAUCUUCCAAGAAGCAUUUAUCAGUUGAAACAUCUUCAGGAACUUGAGGUUAGAGGCUGCCCCAAACUUAUAUCCUUUCCCAUGAAGGAGAACUCUGAAAACCCAUCAAGAGUUUCUCAUGAUAGUCAUAGCUCAUUGGUGUUUCCAAAGCUAAGGUUUCUUCGAAUUGGAGACUGCAACUUAUCAGAGUGUGAUUUCCUUAUGCCAUUCAAUUGUGUGUCCACAUUGACUUUUCUAGAUUUAUCUGGAAGCAGUUUUGUUUGCCUUCCUAAAGGGAUCAACAUGUUUGUUAGCUUGGAGUGGCUUAUAUUGCGUGAUUGCAAGAAGCUUCAAGAAAUUCCUCAGCUUUCUCCAUGCAUAAAAGGAAUAAACACAGGUGGCUGCAAAUCUUUGGAAAGAUUUUCAAAACUUUCAAGCAUUUUGGAACACAACUCACAGGGUUCUCUUCAAUAUAGCGACUUGUCUAACUGCCACAAACUACUCAAGAGUCUUGACUUUGAUGUGGAAAAGAUAGCAUCCAUGUUACUUAGCCAUUCUCAAACUCCCCAGCAGCACGUACCUUCGGACGGCGAGCGCUAUGAGUUUAGCAUUAUACUUCCUGGAAACGACAUUCCAAAGUGGUUCGGUCACCGGAAACAGCCAGCUGAUCCUAAUUACUGUGACUUCAACAUUAAAUUUCCCCCAAAUUUCACCGGGAAGAACACAAGAUUGGCUUUUUCCGCUGCAUUCAGAACCAUAGAUUACACACUCCCUUACGAUUAUGACGAUUAUGAGAGAUACGGAUUUCAUGUCAGAGUCUUCAUCAAUGGUGAUGAAAUAUUUUCAUUUCAUGAACACAUUAUAUCGCCAGGGUCAGAUCAUGUGUGGCUGCAAUAUAUUUCAUUAUCUAAUAUGAGGCACUGGAAGCGUUACUGGAAUGAAGAGGAUAUCAUGUACAAGUGUGAAGUUAGAUUUCUUCCCUCCGAACCAAUAUCAUUGAAAGCAUGUGGUGUCCAACUAGUAUACCUCGGCCAUGGUGAUGAUGUUGAGAACUUGGGCGUCACAAUUGAGGAGAUUAUUGAUAAGAAUAAUAAUCCUAUCUAAUUUGAAAAAGACAAGAACAGCAGCCAAUGUUCAGCAUAAGAUGCAACUGUUAGUACUGAUUAUCUGUACUGGUUCUUGGAUACAUGUGAGAUUUAUAUAUGUGGUGGAGGAUAUUAGAAGAUUAAUAGCGGAUCAUGGGGUGGUUGAUGUGGUGUUUCAAUUCAACCUCGCGCUGGCAAUGGGGCUGCACAUGCACUGGCCCAGUUUGGAUUGAAGAAAGGUUUGCAGUUUUUUUGGGAAGAUAUUGCCCCCACUUGGCUGGAGCAAGUAAUAGAGAGCUGUUGUAAACAAGAUGGAAACCUGUGAAGCUUCCUCCCUAUGAAGCUUCCUCCCAUUUGUAUUGUAUUGGUAAGGUGGAGCCCACAUGUUGGAAAGCUUUGCCUAUAUACGGGUUCACCCCUUUGUUUGUAAUAUACACAUUCAACACCUAAAUGAGAAGAAAAAACUCUGAAGGGAAGUUCAGUUCCUACA